Molecule: messenger RNA, 2086 nt
Organism: Ochotona princeps (American pika)
Lineage: Eukaryota; Metazoa; Chordata; Mammalia; Lagomorpha; Ochotonidae
Gene: IGSF5
Product: immunoglobulin superfamily member 5
Exons: 9
Coding region: 295-1413 (372 amino acids)
Biological process (GO): cell-cell adhesion
Source: RefSeq, a predicted model, not a curated record
CGCUUGACCAAGAGGAGGAGACAGGUUGGCCCUUGGGGGAUCGGUGUCCCACUGGUUGGUUUCUCCUCCCUGAGCAGGUGGCUGCGGGUUUUUCCAGGGUGUGAUCUUGGUUUCCUGACUUCCUCGGAGUUAAAUAUUAAAGCGCAGGAGGUUCUGGGCACUCAGAAAUUCCGGAGGAUUUGUAACCAGCGGGCAUCACUGGCACCCACAGCUGUGGCUGGGGGAUGUAUUGAAUGCUACGUGGCGAUUACAAAGCUGGAAAUUUACAGGCGAGGUGAGGAGGAACAUGCGGAGAUGGAAGGGCGCAGGAAGGGCGUCCUCGCCGUGCUGAUCAUCCUGGUUGGACUGGCAGCUUCUGGAUCCAGCUAUGAAAUCAUAGAGGGUCCUAAGAACCUCACAGUCUUACAGGGCUCGGAGGCCCGCUUCAACUGCACCGUCUCCCCGGGCUGGAGGCUCAUCAUGUGGGCGCUCAACAACACAGUGGUCCUGAGUCUUACACCCUCCGAGCCCAUCAUCACCAGCGACCGCUUCACUUCCUCCAGCUACCAAGUGGAUGGCAACUUCGUCUCAGAGAUGGUUAUCCACAACGUGCAGCUCAAUGACUCUGGGCGCAUCAGGUGCAGUCUGCAGAACAGUGAGGUGGAUGCGACUGCCUUCCUCUCAGUGCAAGCCAUGGGAGACUUGUACAUUCCCGGAGGUAGCCUGAGCGUCAUAGAGGACGAGCCUUGUAAUGUCACUUGUCGCGCCACGGGCUGGACCCAGCUCCCUGAUAUUUCCUGGGAGAUCGGUGUCCCCGUGAGCCAUUCCAGCUACUUUUCCACUCUGGAGCCUGGGGACUUUCCAAGUGCCACGAGCAUCCUGACUCUCACGCCACAGGGCAACGGUAUGCUCACCUGUGUGGCUACCAUGAGCAGUCUGCAGGUCAGCAAGUCUGUGACCGUGAACCUCACCGUGGUCCAGCCCCCUCUGGGCAGUAUUGAUAAGCCAAACACAUCAUUGCCUACCUGGGCCAUAGUUCUACUUGCUGUGUCACUUUCAUUGCUUUUGAUCCUGGUCAUUGUUCUGAUUGUAAUAUUCUGCUGCUGUUGUGUCUCCGGAAGAGAAAAAAAAGAAUCCAGUUAUCAAAGUGAAAUAAGGAAAUCUGCACAGGUCAAGACAACAAACCAAGAAACUUCUGAGACAAAAUUAAGAAGCGGAAAUGAAAACCGUGGAUACAGUUCUGACGAACCAAGGGCUGCUGAGGCUGACUCAAUCCCCCCCAGAUCCAGAGAAUUUGGGGUACUGGAGCAGCAGAGUCGUACCCAUGCUUAUCAGGACCAGGACCUGCAUUGGCCCAGCCACUCCGCAAGUGGGCCCCGGGUUUCCGUCAACGUGGCCAGUCCCCGGAAAGUCAGAAACGUGACCAUGGUGUAGGGAAGCCUUCCUUUGGACUUCACUUUGCCCUUGUCUGAUGGCUGCAGAGCUAUGUCCUACUUCAUAUUCAUCGGGAGCCUGUCUGCAGCUGGGUCAGUGUGGCCUGGAAGGGGGACUCUGGAGCCACUGGACCGGACCCUGUACCCUGAGAGGAAGAAAUGACUUUCCCAGUUUCUGAAGCAGAAUUUGACUUUUCUGUUUGAACUCUCAGUGAAUUCCAUGAGAUUACCAAGAAAAAAAAAGUGCCGAUUCAUCCCAUGCUGCUUCUAACACUCCGGCCAGCAAAUCCAAUGAAUAAUGAACUCUACUUUACUGCAGCAUUUAGAAUGCUUUUGUUAUCUUCAAUCCAUAUUAUCUUCAGCCCAUAUUCAGAUUUAUUUAUAUGUGUAUCACAUGUUAUCAGUGAGUUAAGAGGACAGCAAUUAGUACCAAUUAGAAAUCUAACAUUGGUAGGUUGCAGUGCUCAGUGAGUUAAAAUUAAGAAUAAAUUAUAAUGCUUAUGAAUAACCCACAAUUGUAUUUUUAUUGAUUUUUGGGCCAAUUCCUUAUUAGGCUGUCCUCAUCUCCUCAUCUGAAUUAAAUGCAGAGGGUGCUUCUAAGGGAUGAAUCUUAUUCCAUAGACAAGAAAAAAACUGGAAGUGAACCACUUGGUCUUUAAUAAGCAAAACAGAAA